Molecule: messenger RNA, 1491 nt
Organism: Kockovaella imperatae
Lineage: Eukaryota; Fungi; Basidiomycota; Tremellomycetes; Tremellales; Cuniculitremaceae
Exons: 8
Coding region: 1-1491 (496 amino acids)
Molecular function (GO): LPPG:FO 2-phospho-L-lactate transferase activity
Source: RefSeq, a predicted model, not a curated record
AUGGUUCAGGACGCAGUGCCGAGCCCAUACGUGGCGGCGCAGUCUAAAGAAUUAUCUUAUGUCGUUGUUUCCGGCGGCACAGGAGCCAAUUCUAUCAUCUCAGCUUUUGGACCCUCACCCGCUUUCGUCCUUCCAGUCUCAGAUGACGGUGGAUCGUCCUCGGAGAUCCUUCGAUGCUUUGGAGGGCCUUCCAUCGGUGACAUCCGUUCUCGACUUAUCCGUUUAAUUCCUAUCCCACCUGAUACAAAGAUUCGAGCUGAGAAAGAGCUCAUUGCAAUCUACAACCUCAUGGCGUUUCGCUUUCCCGCAGAAGCGUCAGAGAAAUCAGUCCGGGAAUUGUGGAUGGAAAUCGUGGAAGGCCGAAGCGAUUUGUGGAAGGACAUCGGGGAAGACAAGAAAGAGUGUAUCAGAGCCUUUUUGGUUCACUUUCAGACUCUUUGCCUGAGGAGAGCUCAUAAGCGGUUCUCGUUUCGCAAUUUCUCCCUUGGCAACGGGUUUCUUACUGGUGCGCGAGACUUAUUUGCCAGUCUACCCAGCGCAAUCUUCCUAUUCAAGUCGAUCGCCAGCGUGAAUGCCGGAGCGCAAGUGAUCCCAGCCAUCAAUACCAAUCAGACUGUGACCAUUGCGGCUCAGCUCGCCAAUGCCGCCACGCUAGUUGGCCAAUGCACUAUCUCCCAUCCUACUCCUCCCAUCACACCAAUAGCCACUACCCCAAGCACCCCUCUUGUGUCCCCUAUUCCUGCGAGGCAAGGUCCAUUCACGCAAAGCGAUCUCUCAGCGAUGAGUAUCUCUUCACCGCUCACAGCUACAUCUCAAUCGAACAGUACUACCGGAGCUCGCUCACCCACGAUGAGCAUGCGCUCAGUAAGAAAGGAUUCACGAACGUUUGAUACCGCUCUGGCGAAUGCCAUUGUCGAGGAGUUUGCCGGUGGAAAUAUAAGUUAUAGAAAAGGAGAGGGAGAGAUUCCACUAGAGGCCAAAAUUGAGAAGGUUUUCUAUAUCAACUUGUAUGGCCAGGAAAUCUUCCCGGAGCCGAAUCCAGAAUACCUAGACGCCUUGACCCAGAGAGAUGUCUUGGUGUAUUCCUGUGGAUCACUCUGGACAAGUAUCGUACCGUGUCUUAAUCUCAGAGGACUAGCCACUGCCAUUGCUGCUUCCAAAUCUCUCAAAGCCAAAGUUGUCCUGCUCAACACUAUCAAUGAUCGGGAAACCCUGUCUUACACCGCUUGGGACUAUCUUCAAGCUCUUCUAUCCUCAUUACGAAGAUAUGAUGAGCGGGCUCAUUGGCAGUCAAACAAGUUGAUCUCCCAUGUUGUAUAUCUAGAAGGAUCAAAGGUCGAGCUGGACGAGCGUCCUAUAGAGUCCAACGGUAUCAAGAUCAUCCGCAUUCCUCAAUCUGUACAUCAUAGUCCAUCAGGAGAGACACCAAUGUUCACCAACCAUCUUGUCGAGUGGGCCAUGGACAAGGUCAGAUCAGACAUUUCUCAUUAG